Molecule: messenger RNA, 351 nt
Organism: Patiria miniata (bat star)
Lineage: Eukaryota; Metazoa; Echinodermata; Asteroidea; Valvatida; Asterinidae
Product: centromere/kinetochore protein zw10 homolog
Exons: 4
Coding region: 1-351 (116 amino acids)
Biological process (GO): mitotic cell cycle
Cellular component (GO): nucleus; chromosome, centromeric region
Source: RefSeq, a predicted model, not a curated record
AUGGGGGGAUGCACAUAUUGUGACGUACAGGGCGCUGUACCGGCGGCAGAUCCAAGAAUCAAGAGGACUUCCCUUGUCACCGAUGUUCUGCUCGCAAACACGGAUCUGUUGGAAAAGGAAGACCUGAGGACGCACAUCGGCAAAUUAUCAACUCACAUUGAUGAGAUCAAGGGUGAAAUCUACCACGCCGUACACGAGAAGUAUGCCAACUACAGACCCACCAGGGACUCCACCCAGGAGCUACACAACAAGGUGCAGACACUGUCCACUGAGAUGCAGACUCUCAGCAAUAAGAUCAAGGUCUUGACCCACAAGAUAACCAUUCCACCAGCACCUCUGACGUACCGGUGA